AUGGCCGACUGUCAGAGAACCGUACGACCCGUCCCAUCGCUCGAUUCAAAAUCGACCCGCCGACCCGCACACUCCCGAGAAUCGUCUUCCGAGAAGAACUGCUCGCAGCCGGGCUCGUCCAUUGCCUCUCCCCGUGUGCCUGCCCCCCAUUCCCGCACAGUUGGGGGAGAGCGUGUCGUCGACCCCAAGAACGCCGCCGCCUACGGGCACCAUCGCCAGACCUCCAUCGUCCACGGGAUACAGCACUCGAGAAAUGCGAGCCUAGCUAGCGCCACAUCGAGUCCUCUCAGCCCCCAACUCAUCGCAGCUGCGGGGACUGCCGCUUCCCAUGAGAGACAGGACAACAGCCCACACACCGCUUCUGCUCCCCGACCAGACGCCGAACUUGCCCCUCCUCGCUCUCAGCAGAAUAUGAAAGGCCCUGUCGGCUCCAAUGGCUUCCCUCCCGAGAGGACCUCCUCGGCCGGCGACGUGGCCCUCCACGGGACUGUCCAGCGGAGGCUGGAGCGGAGGCAGAGCAAACAUAGACGUGACCAUUCACAUCACCCAUCCGCCGCACCGAGAAAUUCCAAGGAUGACCAGAAGACGGUGGGCGAGUACGCCCUACAUGUCUUGUUUACAUCGGUAUGUUGCGUUACCUUGACGCCUACCCGACCCCCUGCUCGCACACCCUUCACGUUGCCGAAUGCUGACGUGCUGCAAAACACACAGUUCAUCGCACAAGCCGAGGAGAAGCUGAGCGAGUGUAUCACGGUUCCCUUCGAUCCUGAGCCCAAUAUCGAACGAAUAUGUGGCCCUGGCGUCGACCCGGCCUUCGACCAGCUGAUCGUGGCUCUGGGCCAUAUAGCAAGCCCCAAGCCUAAAGCGCUGAUCGAUUCCAUGAUGUUGUGGAGGAAGAGCAAGAGCGACUUGGCAACCGAGGCCCGCAACCAGGUCCAGCGCAGCGGCCCGCCAGGCGGCCCGUUGACACGGAGAAACACGGAGCCCGUCCAAGCCGGUCUCCCAGGCUCCGGCCCUGCAGACCCUGCGCCCAACGCCGCCGCCGCGUCGGCCAAGCAGGAGUAUGUGGCCCAAGCUGAGCGCCGGUCAACAGUUUCUAUCUACAUCCUCUGCCGAGUCUUGAUGGAGGUCAUAUGCCAGAGCGAUCUGCAGUCUAUCACGGCCGAGAUGGAAGACAAACUGGAGAGUAUCAUCUUUGGACAGCUGAAGAUUGCCGACCCGGAGCAGCUCGUGGUAUCGCCCCUCAAGCUGGCCAACUGGAACCUGUUCUCCCAGCUGCUGGGACACAUGAGCGAGAUCAACUUCAUUCCCGUCACACGCCGCUUCAUCGAGGAUAUCGAGAGCUCCCUUCAGGACCGAAUCAACAAGAGCCCAACAUCUGCGACGGGUGGGCGUGACACCGACGGCAAGCUGGAACUUGUCCUCGGGGGGAUGAAGCAUCUGAGAAUGAAGAUUGCUCCCGAGGAUGCCUGGGAGCGGUCCUGCGACUUCCUCGUCUCUCUCGGACGCCUGCUGAGCAAGUCGCACGGCCAGCGUGUCAAGUGGGCUUUCUGCCAGGUCAUCGACAUGCUGAUUCUGCCUAUUGCCUCGACGGCCAGCAACAGCCACCUGAUGCAUCCAAAAUGGUCAGAGGCCCUCUCGGCCAUAAGCCCACGCCUCUCUCAGCUGUUCACCAAGCCCCGGCAUUGGCCCGUCGCCUUCCCCCUGACGGCUACCAUGCUCUGCGCAUCCUCACCCGACACCUUCAGUGCCCGCUGGUAUCAGCUGGUCAUGUCUGCGCAGACAAAGGUCAAGGACCGUUCCACCAGGCCUCUGUGCCUCCAGGUCUUCUCCCGCCUGUUGUGGACAUACCUGUACCGGACCAACGAUAGCCCACAGAACGCUACCCGCAAGCUCGACGACAUCCUGAGGCUCAUCCUGCCUCCCCCCACGAAGCGCGGCAUCGUUGCUUCCGACGUCUCCGUCACGGAGCCUCUUAUCCAGAUCAUCCGCAUCAUCGGCUUCAAGUACCCCGAGUUCUGCUUCCGGAAUGUCAUCUUCCCCCUCAUCGGCGCCGAGCUCUUUGCCAGCACCAAGGAUCUCAAGGUCGAACAGUUGGACCCUGACAGGAUCGUCGUCGGCAUCCGGGCCUUCCUGUGCAUCAUGUCCGAUCUCGAGAAGGGCGAGCAGGGUCGGCCCCCCUUGCCACAGGUAUACGAGACCUCCUCCGUGCCCGAGCGGCUUCCGACCUCGCCCGCUGUGGGGUCGACCCGAUUCAACAUAAGCAACGUGAACAGCAACAGUACUGACGGUGCUCCCUCCAUGAGGGUAGCCGAGGAGAACAUCUCUCGGCCAGUCCUCACGCACGUCCUGACCGAGAGCGUCCGGGAAUACUACGUCAAGUUCUGCGAGAUUCUCGGCAAGAUCACCAUGAUAUGCGACAACACCUUUGGAGGUCAGGCGGCUCUAGACGAGAAGUUUGGUAGUCCGGGCCCCAAGACGCCCAUGGCCGAGACCUUCAACUUCUCACGCCGUGAUGAGCAGCAGAGCGCGUCGGACCAGAAACAGGCAUUCUAUGAGCUGUUGCAUGUUGCGGUCCAGACCCUUCCCCGGUGCUUCUCGGCGGAUUUACCCUUCAACUCCCUCAUCAACCUGCUCUGCACCGGUACUGCCCACGUCCAGUCGAAGAUUGCCGACUCAUCGAGUAAUUCUCUCAAGGCCAUUGCCCGCCAUUCCCACGCUGGAGGCGUCAUUACCGGAUUCUCACGCUUCAUAUUCAAUUUCGACGACAGGUAUGCCACCAUGUCGGACGGCGGUAUGCUCGGCCUGAGCCACAUCGAGAACACGCUGCGUCUGUACGUGGAGCUGCUACAGAUAUGGAUAGACGAGAUUCGACAGAAGCUCAAGGAUUCCGAGUCGGGUGACGCGGGCAUGGGCGCCACCGGCAAGAGGGCCCUCAAGCUCGACCUGUCCAGCGUGCAGGCCGAGGUAGAGCAGGCCGAGGCCCACGGCCUCUUCUUCCUGUGCUCGCAGUCCCGCCGUGUGCGGUACCAUGCCAUCACUGUGCUGCGUUUGAUUACCGAGUUCGACAAGGCGUUCAGCAAGGAUGCCGCGGGCGAGGACACCUUCCGACUGAUUGACAUCCUGGAGAACGAUGCCGACCAGAUCAUAAACUUCAACGACGACCACCUGUCCGUUGCGGAGCGGAGCAGGCUGCAGCGGGGCCUCAAGAACUCGGCAUAUGGCAGCAUGGGCAACAAGGGUGCCAUCGUGGAACUCUGCACCAGCGACGGGCCGUACGACAGCACAUUGUGGUUCAAGAUUUUCCCCAACCUCAUCAGGAUCGCUUACGAGAAAUGCCCGUUUACCGUCACCAUGUGCCGCGACCUCGUGUGCGACCGUACCCUGCAGAUGUACAAGCCCAUCGUGUUCCUCUCGGAACCCUCGCGCGGGCCGUACUACGGGGCGGACCCCAACUCGGCGCGGGCGGCGGCUCACUCGCCCACGGCACAGCCCGACGUCAUGAUUGAGCAGUGGAAGCUGUACCUCAUCUUUGCAUGCUCGACCCUAGCCGACCCGAGCAACACGACGUUCGACGCCUCUCACACGCGCAAGGCCUCCAAGGCGACGUCAAGGGACCGCACCGUGACGGCGAGGAUGCUCUUCAAGUACCUGAUUCCCCUCGUGUCGUCGUCGUCGGCCUCGGUGCGCGAUGCAGUCGUCGUGGCCAUGGGGUCCGUCAACAUCCACAUCUACCGCACGCUCCUCGAGGAGCUCCAGGGCCAGGUUUCGCGGUGCAACGACGAGGCUCGAGCGCGCAUCCACCAGCGCACCAACAGCAGCCCGCGUAGGAACCGCAAGAUAGACCUCCUGAGGACGGAGAUCACCCAUGUCUUCAAGCUCACGUCGCACUUCCUCAAGGAGCCCGAGAUCUACCAGAAUGACUUCUUCCUCACCACCCUGACGGCCUACAACAGGGACCUCAAGCUGUUCUUGAUGGACGGAGAAGUCCAGAUGGACUGGGAGUUUCAGAGGCUGCGUCGCCACUACUGCGGCCUGACCGAGGCCUUGUUUGACUGUAUCAACAGGACGGGUGACCCGUCGCGCUGGAUGACUUUCGAGUCCCGCAAGUCGGCCUUUUCCCUCAUGGAGGACUGGUGCGGCUUCUCGCCCAACCACAACCAGAUUCGCGCCCGGGAGGACACGAUGCGUCAGUCCGUCAUCGACCAGCAGGCGUCCGCAGAACGCGGCACCGUGUCGGCAGCCAUGGAGAUUGAGAAGCGGAACCUCAGGACGGCCGCGCUGAGCGCCAUGGCCGCCCUGUGCGGCGGCCCCAUCACCGUCACGACGGAGAGCGGGGCUACCCUCCAGUUUGAUGUGCGUCGCAUGCUGGCCUGGAUCGAAGCCAUCUUCAACUCGGGUAGCGACCGCAUGAAUUUGAUUGGGAGGCGUGCGCUGCAGAACCUUGUCAUGCACAACCAGGAGUACCCCUACCUCUUCAAGCACUGCAUCGCGCGGUGCUACACGUCGGACAACCCUAAGAUACUCGAGAGCUACUUUGCCGUCGCGACUCAGGUUAUCCAGGACAACCCGGCCUACCCCUGCCCCUUCUGGAAGCUGCUUUCUCUGUGUCUGUUCGCCCUCGGGAACGACCAGAGCGACAUCAGGUCAAAGUCGUCCAGCUUCCUGCGCACCCUCGAGAGCCGGCAGAACAUCAACUCCAAGAUCCAGGACUUUGACAUCAGCAUCGCCGAUAAGACGCAGGCCGUCUACAAGCUGGCCCAGUUCGAGAUCUCCAAGCGCUUGGCAAAGCAGUACACGGAGCUUGCCUUCCAUGUCUUCUCGGAGUUCACGCUGUACUUCCGUGACCUCCAGACCGUGGCCCAGCGGACCAUGGUCGCCGUCGUGCUGCCCUGGGUCCAGUCCAUAGAGCUGAAGCUGGACCCCAACGGAGGACCGACGGCCGAAUCGUAUGUCCUCCUCGCCAACCUCCUGGAGCUCACCAUCAAGUCCAGCGGGGCCCUCCACAACGAGGUGCAGGCCUUGUGGCAGGCCGUGGCAGCCGGGCCUCACCCGGGAAACGUCCGGCUCGUCAUGGACUUUGUCAUCCAGCUGUGCCUGGAGCGUCGCGAGCAGAAUUUCGUCGAGUACGCCAAGCAGAUUGUCGUAUUCCUGUCGACGACCAACAGUGCUCCUGGCGCCCGGGUGAUUGAGUUCCUCCUUAUGCAGAUCACCCCUAGGGGCAUGGUGCCCAACGAGAGGAGGGACGUCAUCCCUCCACCUGCAGACAUCUCUCUGUACCCUUACUGUGCAGACCUGUCGGAGGUUCUCCCGGUCGGCACUAAGCAGGCCGGCUUCUCCUUGGGACAGCUGGCCAUCAUCCUGCUGGUCGACCUCAUGGUCUCGCCCGUCCAGCUCGCUCCCGAGAACGUCCCGCUGCUUCUCCAGGUGGCGACGGUGCUCUGGGACCACUACAUGCCGCUGGUGCAGGACCAGGCCCGUGAGAUGUUGGUCCAUCUCAUCCACGAGUUGGUUGUCGCGCGCCUGGAUGACCAGAUCCCGGGUGCACGGAGGGAGUCUAUCGAGAAGUUGAUUGACCGCGUGCGACGUCACGAUAACAGCGUCGUUUGGGGAUACGAGGACAGCAAUGGCAAGGUGGACGACCACGACAACAAGGUGCCCCCGAGCAUGGAGUACCUGACGACGGAGAUCGUCAGGACAUUCGAGCCGACCUUCCCCGGGCUCAAGGAGCAGUGGAGCAGGCUGUCGCUGACUUGGGCCACAUCGUGCCCCGUGAGGCACCUGGCCUGCCGUUCCUUCCAGGUAUUCCGGUGCAUCCUCACGUCGCUCGACCAGCACAUGCUGGGCGAUAUGCUGGCCCGGCUAUCCAACACGAUUGCCGACGAGGACCCGGAGAUCCAGUCCUUCUCCAUGGAGAUCCUCACCACACUCAAGGCUCUCAUUGUCAAGCUGGAGCCCGAGCGUCUGGUGACGUUCCCACCGCUCUUCUGGAGCACGUGCGCGUGCCUGGAGUCGAUCAACGAGAGGGAAUUCCUCGAAGCGGCGGAGAUGCUGGACGUGUGGCUGACCAAGGUCGACUUCCGGUCUCCGCAUGUGCGCCGCAUCCUCGCCGACGGACAGCCGGCGCAGUGGGAAGGCCCUUUCGAGGGCCUGCAGCCUCUCGUCCACAAGGGGCUGCGCUCGUCACUGUGCUGGCAGCCGACGCUUGACCUCAUCGACAAGCUCAUCCAGCUGCCCAGCGACGGCCUGGUCGGAGACGAUGACCGCGUGCUGUUUGCCGUGCUGGCUAACUUCCCCCGUUUCCUGCACGAACUGGAAAGCGGCAUCCCGAGCGAGGGCGCGCUGCACACGGCCGACAUCCUGACCCAGGAGACGGAGAGGCAGGGGCUGGAGUCGAUCUCGAUCGCGCUGAGCGACUACACGGCCGGGGCGUACCGCAGCACCAACGACUUCCUGGGCCAGCUGUUUGCGGCCAUCAAGGAGUGCUACCUGCCGGGCCAGGACUUCAAGAUGAUCACCUUCCUGAUCGGCCUGCUCACCAACUCGUUGUCGUGGGUCAAGGUGCAUACGAUGCGCAUCCUGUGCGUGGCGCUGCCCGAGAUCGACAUGAGCAACCCGGAGCUGGCGGGCCACGGGUCGGAUCUCAUCUCUCCCCUGCUGCGGCUGCUGCAGACCGAGUUCUGCAUGGAGGCUCUCGAGGUGCUGGACAACAUCAUGACCAUGUCGGGCAGUCACAUGGACAAGCACCACCUGCGGAUGAGCAUGACGCGGUCGACGUCCAAAGCCAUCCGCAAGGAGUAUGAGCGGACACAGAGCCUGUUCGGCAUCCCCGAGGCGUCCGGAUGGGCGACGCCCGUCCCUGCCAAGAAGACAGAGGCCACGCGGGCCAACCUCCACGCCACCUUUUACAUGUGCCAGGGCGCCGAGGGCACGCCGCCGCAGUCGGCCCCGAGCGUCGGGUUGGAAUUCGAAUCGGAUGACUUUGCCUACGGCUACUUUGAGUCUGGCAGCAAGGAGCGCACGGCGACCAUGCUGUCCGACGGCGGACGUGACGAGUCCGGCCCCAUCGGCGACCUGGUCAGCAAGCUCGACGACCUGGACGACUUCUUCGACGAGCCAUCGAGCCCGCACACCGACGACGACCGCGAGUCGUCGCGCACGAUUACCGAGUUCACCCCCGAGUCGUUUGAGUCCGGAGCGCAGCUGUACGACGAGCAGAUACUGCCCAUCCUACACGAGGCGUCAACCAGCAGCGGCCUGUUUCAGAAUGGCUUCGCCGACCGUUCCUUUCGCGACGGGGCCUCGCCCUCGUCCAACAACAGCAACACCAUGAACCCCGGCGCCUUCUCGGCCGCCAUCCCGCCUGCCCGGCCACCGCUUCACGCGCGCUCCAUCACGUCGCCCUCCACCUCGGCCCCGUACCACACGUCCGACGUCACCUUGGAGGACGACAACUGCCUACCUGGUGUCGAUGAGGAGGCGGAAGACGCCGAGCUGCAGCCGCAACCGCCGCUGCCGCAGGGACUGACACCCGAGACGAUAGUCCGGUCGCCGACGCCGACGCAGGGUCCACGACCGACGCUGCGUCGUCUGAAGAGCCGUUCGCGAGAUGUCGGAGGCGUGCCACCCGUGCCGAGCCUGCCGACGGAGAGGACCAUAUGA
Molecule: messenger RNA, 7662 nt
Organism: Geosmithia morbida
Lineage: Eukaryota; Fungi; Ascomycota; Sordariomycetes; Hypocreales; Bionectriaceae
Product: to cell morphogenesis protein PAG1
Exons: 2
Coding region: 1-7662 (2553 amino acids)
Biological process (GO): cell morphogenesis
Cellular component (GO): cell cortex; site of polarized growth
Source: RefSeq, a predicted model, not a curated record